AUGUAUACCUGUCCAGCUUCAUCCCUUCCAGUCCGACAAGUCAUCUUCCCUCUCGGCUCUCGCACCGUUGCCAUGGCAGCGUCCAAGCUUACCCCCACCUUGCCUGUCUCUUCCCUCGCCCUCGCUACCUCUCGCUCGCCGGGCCAGCUGCGCUCCCCAACCCUUCACCCGGCGGCGGCGGCGGCUGGAGUUGUUACAGGCUUGAGCUGGACUUUGAAGGGCGCUGGCAAUGGCACGACCGUGGUGUGUGCCACUGCCGUCCACGGCCAGGACGCUACCAUCCAAGUCCAAGGAAGCAAGUGGAAACCAACUGUUUGUGUGGUCCUUGUGGAGCUCUUCAACACAGGAACUAUACUGCUAGGCAAGGUAGCAGUUGAUAGCGGCAUGUUUGUAUUCUCAUUGCUUUGUUAUAGAAGCAUUCUGGGUGCCAUUUUUAUCUUGCCAUUUGCCCUGCUCCUCGAAAGUGGGAAGUGGAAAGAAUUGGAUAAGAAGGCUCUUGGUUGGCUCUUCAUCAAUGCUUUUGUCGGGUACUCGUUGCCUAUGGCCAUGUAUUACUACGGGCUACAUGACACAACUGCUUCCUAUGGUGUGAUCUUCUCCAGUUUGACUCCGCUCUUCACUUUUGUCUUGUCAAUAUUGCUUGGCAUGGAGACCUUGCGCCUCAAAUCCAAGGAGGGUAGCGCGAAGGUGGUUGGUGCAUUGGUAUGCUUUGGAGGGGCUUUAUUAAUAAGCCUAUACAAUGGGAAGGAACUGCAUCUCUGGUCUCCAGUUAUAAAAGGUAUCACUAAGAGUUCUAAUGGAGUAGCCGGAGGACGCCACCAUUUGAGAGGCACCUUACUUUUGUUGGGUGAUUGCAUAUGCUAUGCAUUUUGGUACCCCAUACAGGUGAAAAUUCUAAAGGUGUAUCCAUGGAAACAUUGGUCAUCAGUGUUGACCUGUGUUCUAGGUGGUUUGCAAACAUGUGCCAUAGGUAUAUUUUUGAGAAGAGACAAACUUGCUUGGCAAGUAGGAUGGAACAUUCAACUAUUAACAAUUGUCUACUCAGCUGCACUUGGCACAGCCGCCAAGUAUUGGUUAAAUCUCUAUGCUGUGGAAAAGCGAGGUCCUGUUUUCCCACCAAUGUUCAGCACAUUAUCGAUUGUUUUCACCAUUGUUCUUGGGGCUUUAUUGCUAGGAGAAAGCCUCACAGUUGGGAGCUUGUUUGGUAGUGCUUUGGUUUUCAGUGGUUUGUAUAUGUACCUCUAUGGAAAGGCCAAAGAGCUACAUGUGAAGACAAUAUCAUGUUCAAGCAAUGAAAAGCUUCAGGAGCAACCUACCCACGACUCGAAGUGUGAGGAUACAAGAUUCGGUCCUUAG
Messenger RNA from Triticum turgidum subsp. durum (durum wheat), 1356 nucleotides. NCBI's taxonomy places the organism in Eukaryota, Viridiplantae, Streptophyta, Magnoliopsida, Poales, Poaceae. The record is from the annotation of a GenBank genome assembly.